This is a messenger RNA of Lycium barbarum (goji berry), 4986 nucleotides long. Its product is annotated as ATP-dependent DNA helicase PIF1-like. Lineage: Eukaryota; Viridiplantae; Streptophyta; Magnoliopsida; Solanales; Solanaceae. The record is from RefSeq and is a predicted model, not a curated record. The coding region runs from base 3463 to 4986 and encodes 507 amino acids. Gene Ontology annotation, biological process: telomere maintenance; DNA repair. Gene Ontology annotation, molecular function: DNA helicase activity. The transcript is spliced from 6 exons.
UUUCACACCUAUUACAUCACAGCUUAAUUCCUCUUUUCAUCCAAGACUAUCUCAUUCUUCCACCCUCCUUUCUUGCAAUUCUCUCUCUUUUCAUUUUCUACUUCUCAGUUUUCUCUUUAGUGGUUCAGCUUCCGGCCGCAACAAAUAUUACAGGUAUAAAAAGACUUGAACUUCUAUAGCUGAUGGAUUCCAACAAACCAAACAACUAUUCAUAUGCAGAAAAACGGAAGGCUACAAGACAGCUGAAACUACGCGAUACAUAUAGCCAAAUAUCUGCUCAUAGAAAGGGAGCAUUGCUGCUGUCACGCCGUUUGACAACACAAAAUCCCACUGUUGGCACUCCAGAGCAGCCAACGUCAUCCUGGUACAACGCCGGUUUUCCAAAACAAGCUGCUCUUACGAUACAAGAACCUCCACCCUUUCCUGAAAAAGCUGCCAGCUAUCAACUUUGUGUGACUAAACCCCACGACAAUUUAGACAAAGGAAAACAGAUAUGUAAUCCUGUUGCCGCUCAUGAAACACUUAGUGUUGGCGCUCCAGAGCAGGCAACAUCAUCUUGGUACAACACCUGUUUUCCAAAACAAGCUGCUGUUACGAUACGAGGACCUUCAACUCUUCCUGAAAAAGUCAUCAACUUUGUGUGACUAAACCCCACGACAAUUUUAACAAAGGAAAACAGAUAUGCAAUCCCGUUGCCGCUCAUGAAACACUUGCCACUCACCAACUUUCUGCGACUAAACCCACAGAACUUUAGACAAAGGAAAACAAAUAUGCAAUCCCUUCAACGCUUAUGAAACAGGUAAGCCUACUCUUUACAUUAUGUUUUCCAGUAUGGCAUAUUAUGUCUUACAUUAUUGUAAACUAGCAUUGUUUGCAUAUAAGGGUGCGCAUCGGGUACGUGUCGUCUACCCAGCAUCUUCCGACCUUAAACACUGUUCCAACCAAAGGUUUGCACUUAUUCGGUACUACAAUAAUGAACUACAUUACUGUGUGACACCAUUCUCUUCUCUUCUUAUGAUACUUCUUAAAUACUCAGGUCAUAGACGGACCAAAAAGGUGUGCCCAGCUAUUAUAGAACAACGAAGUACGUAUGUUGCUCUAAAAAAAAGUUCCAAGCUGUCAAUAUUGCAAUGCAAAAAAGCUUGAAUAUGAAUCUCCGGGAUUUUGUUGUAACAAUGGUUCAAUACGGCUAACAUCACAUGAAAUGCCACCUGAUUUAGCUAAGCUGUACUUUGAAAAGACAGAAGAAUCUGAACAUUUUCGAACUUAUAUUAGAACAUACAACAAUAUGUUCGCAUUCACCUCGCUUGGUGUGAAGUAUGAUAAAGAACUAGCGCGAAGAAACUGUGGUAUUUACACAUUUAGGGUCCAAGGACAAAUGUAUCAUUUCAUAGAUGAUCUGAUUGCUUCCAAUAAAGAUCCCAGGAACUUACAGUUAUACUUUUACGACCAUGACAAUGAACUAACCAAUAGGAUGGCUUGUUCAACAAGAGUCAACGAAUCGAUCGUGCAAAAAUUGAUGGACAUAUUGAAAGUCAAUCCAUACACUAUAUUCCUGAAAUCUCUCUUGAAUGUUCCACAAUUACCAGAUUUCUAUAUUGCGCUUAAAUGUGACUCAUCCUUAGAUCAGCGAACAUAUAACUUACCCCGCUCAUCAGAGGUUGCAGCAAUAUGGCCCGAGGAAAAUUCUAUAGAGACUAUCUCUGCACCACAUAUUCGGAUUUAUACUCACAGUAAUAGAUCUCAGAUAGUAAAUUAUUAUUACGGAUGUUAUGAUGAUCCCUUGCGGUAUCUGUUAUUAUUUCCAUAUGGUCAAAAUGGAUGGCACUGUGGAAUUAAAAAAAUUAUUCAAUCAAAUAGUGUGACAAGGAAUAGAGCUUAUUGUGAACAUGAAGAGCUACCCAGUAUAUCAAACAUGUGUUCAGUUGAUGGAUUUCUUGACAUGGAAGCCGAAUCACAACAAAGAGGAAAACGAAAAAGAGAUACGGUCUCUUGUCGAGAGUAUUAUUGUUACAAAUUUCAAAUAAGAGAUAACGAGACAAACGAAGUAUUACAUUGCGGAAGAAUAUUCAAAUAAUUUAUAGUGGACGUGUAUAUCAAGCUUGAAACACAAAGACUAGACUUUUUCUCAUUUAAUCAAGAUUUAUUUAGAAUUGAAUUCCUACAAGGAAUUCCAGACAUUUUGAGAUGUGGUGAAAGAGAAGCUGCAAAAGUUGGAAAAAAAUCAUUCCUACCUGUUACAUUUAUAGGAGGGCCAAGGGACAUGCGUCGGCGAUAUAUGGAUGCUAUCGCAUUGGCUCAGCAUUUUGGAAAACCUGACUUAUUUAUAGCAAUGACAUGAAAUCCAUCUUGGCCAGAAAUAAAAGAACAUCUACUACUCACUGAUGAAGUACAAAAUAGACCUGAUUUAGUUAGUAGAGUAUUCAAAGCAAAGAUAGAAGAAUUGAAAAAUGAUAUAUCGAAGAGACAAAUUUUUGGGAAAGUUGCGGGUUUUAUGUAUACGAUAGAAUUCCAAAAGCGUGGUCUUCCGCAUGCUCAUUUUCUUAUUUAUACUUACUAAUGAACAAAAAUUAUUAACUCCUGAAUCCUAUGACAGAUUUGUUUGUGCUGAAUUGCCUGAUUCUAACAAAGAUCCUUAUUUGUAUUCACUUGUUACUCAACAUAUGAUGCAUGGUCCUUGUGGAAAGUUAAAGCCGACAAAUAUUUGCAUGAGCAAGCUAGGUAAAUGCAAGUUCAAAUAUCCAAAAGAUUUUGCUGAUCAGACAUCAAAAGGAAAAAAUUCAUAUCCAAUAUAUAGAAGGCGAAAAACUGGUGAGACUGUGAAAAUAAGACGUCAUUUUUUAGACAAUUCAUGGGUUGUUCCAUAUAAUUCAUUUUUGUUAUGCAAGUAUAAUUGCCAUAUGAAUGUUGAAGUUUGUUCUGAUAUCAAAGUAGUUAAAUAUAUUUACAAAUAUAUUUGCAAAGGCCAUGAUAAAAUUGCAUUUCGUAUACAUAAUAGUGAUACAGAUACAGACACAGAUGAAAUAAAAGAAUAUCAAUCUGCUAGAUGGGUUUCACCUCCUGAGACUGCUUGGCGUUUAUUUAGUUUCCAUAUUAGUGAAAUGGUUCCAGCUGUGUAUCACCUUCAGUUACAUCUAGAGGGACAACAAUGUGUCUCCUUUAAAAGUACUCAAAAUAUAGAAAGAAUAUUAGCUAAUCCAAUGAUUAGAAACACAAUGUUGACUGAAUUUUUUGUUAUGAACAACACAAACGAAGAUGCUAAGCAACUUAUGUUACUAUAUAAAGAAUUUCCCCAAUACUUUGUAUGGUCACCUGCAUACAAAACAUGGACACGCCGGAAAAAAGGUACCGUUAUUGGUCGUGUUGUAACAUGUCAUCUGACAGAAGGAGAAAGAUAUUACCUUAGAUUAUUGUUGAUGAAUGUAAGAGGUCCAAAAUCAUAUCAAGAUCUACUUAUGGUCGAUGGGGUAUGUUGUGAAACAUUCAGAGAAAUCCGCGGAAAAAAGAGGAUUAUUACACUCUGAUAGCAGUUUGGUUGAAUGUAUGUGUGAAGCUGUGAGUUAUCAAAUGCCAUAUAGUUUAAGACGUUUGUUCGCAACAUUAUUGGUGUAUUGUAAUCCCAGUAAUUCAUCAGAGCUUUGGAAGAAAUUUGAAUAUUCGUUAUCUGAAGACUUUAAUAUUCUGCCUAAUCUGAAUGCAAAAAAUGUACGUGAUCUGACCUUAAGUCACAUCAAUGACAUUUUACAUUUGAUGGGACAUGAUAUUAAUGAAUAUAAGCUUGUGCCCGAAAGAAUUAGAAUUACAUUGCCACCAGCUAUUAGAGAGGCGAAAGAUUGUCAUUUUGAAAGACAUAUUAUUGUCAGUGAGGAGGAUUUGUUAUUAGAGGCAAAGUUGACUACUGAACAACGAAAAGCAUACGAUACAAUUCUUAAUAGAAUAUAUUCUAAUCAAUCAGGUGCAUUUUUUAUAGAUGGACCUGGUGGAACCGGGAAAACAUUUUUAUACCGUGUUUUAUUGGCGACUGUGCGAUCAAAAGGUUUUGUCGCUUUGGCAACAGCAACCUCUGGUGUUGCGGCUUCAAUUCUCCCUGGAGGCCGAACAGCUCACUCCCGAUUUAAAUUUCCUAUUGAAAUAGAUGAACAAUGUUCCUGCAACAUCAGUAAGCAAAGUUCACUUGUAGCCUUGAUACGUGAUGCCAAACUAAUCGUGUGGGAUGAAGUGACCAUGGCUAAGAAAAAAGUGAUAGAAGCUUUUAAUCUUCUGUUGAAAAAUUUAAUGGAUACAAAUGAACCAUUUGGUGGAAAGGUUGUUGUCUUUGGUGGUGAUUUUAGACAAACUAUGUCAGUUGUUCGAAGUGGAAGAAAAGAAGAUUUUAUUCGAGAAAGCUUAUUAUAUUCUGAAAUUUGGAAUCCAUUUGGUGGAAAGGUUGUUGUCUUUGGUGGUGAUUUUAGACAAACUAUGUCAGUUGUUCGAAGUGGAAGAAAAGAAGAUUUUAUUCGAGAAAGCUUAUUAUAUUCUGAAAUUUGGAAUCAACUCGAGAAAUUGAGAUUAUUAGAGAAUAUGCGAGCCAAAAAAAAUCCUACAUUUUGUGAAUAUUUGAUGAGAAUAGGAAAUGGAAAAGAAAAAAUCGAUAGCCAUGAUAAAAUUAAACUUCUUGAUUGUUUUAUCAUUCCUUUCAUUUCAGAAAAUGAAUCAUUAAAUCACCUGUUUAGAAUAAUCUAUCCAGAUCUACAUACAUGCUUUUCUGAUAUAUCUUCGAUGACUUCACGUGUAAUUCUAACAACCAAAAAUGACUUUGUUGAUGAAAUGAAUGAUUUGCUCAUAGCUCAGUUUCCUGGUGAUCCUAAAACUUAUGUCUCAUUUGAUGAAACAACUGAAGUGAAUGACCAAAGUCAAUAUGAAGAUUAUUUGCAUACAUUACAUCCUGCUGGCUUACCUCCACACAGAUUGAUAUUGAAAAAAAAUUGUCCCGUUAUGUUACUAUGA